Suillus clintonianus is the source of this 1870-nucleotide messenger RNA. RefSeq names its product acid protease. Bases 247 to 1728 code for a protein of 493 amino acids. Lineage: Eukaryota; Fungi; Basidiomycota; Agaricomycetes; Boletales; Suillaceae. Gene Ontology annotation, biological process: proteolysis. The record is from RefSeq and is a predicted model, not a curated record. Gene Ontology annotation, molecular function: aspartic-type endopeptidase activity. The transcript has 6 exons.
UUGCAACCUAUAUAAAAUCGACUUAUGGAUCCAUGAGGCCACUCACUUUCCGGUCCUUUCAGGAUCCUUUCACCUUCCGCGCAUCCGAACUCUGGCCUGGUGCCGUUCUGUCUUUCAUUCUUCCAAUAGUUCGCCAGUCGAUCUCAAAUUCUCUUUCAGCUUUUGCUAAUUGUUCUAGUUGUCGCUAGUCGACGUUGUUCUUGCUGUUGAUUUCACUCUUUGGUUUUUGCAACUCCUUCACGCGUCAUGCAGCUCUCGGUCAUUCUCGCUGUCCUAUUGGCAUGCAUUCUAAACAGCACACCUACUGAUGCAAUCCCUGCGCGGGCGCGUCACCAGCCACAGGUUAACUCAAGGAUGGUUACAAUGCCGCUAAAGCGGUUGUACGUUCCACGAACCGACGUCCACCCACAAUUGCAACUCCAACAACACAUUAAUCGUGGCAACAAACGCCUUGCGCGCAUGACUGGACGUUCAGAACCCGAUGAACAUGAACUUCGUGCAGAGAUGCAUAAGAGGAUGUACAUUCUUGAAAGCAGUCCAGUCAAUGCCAGUAGUGCUACCACGGAGGUAGGGAGCAAUUUUAGCAGACGCCAUUCGCGUCAUUCCAAACCUGCCACAGAGGCAGCAAGCAAUGCUACUUCCACUGGCACUGGUGGCGGUGUUUCUCCUCUCGACAUCCAGGCUGCCGAAAAUGGUGGUCUCACUGCUGCUAAGAAACCAACUGCUAACAACACUCUUGGCCUCGCUAUUGAUGCGGAUGAUGUCGGAUACAUUGCAACUAUCCAGAUCGGCACUCCUCCACAGAACUUCAAUAUCCUUAUGGACUCUGGUUCCGCCGACUUUUGGGUCGGUAGUGAAACUUGUCAAUCUCAGCAGGGUAGUUGCGGGAAUCACACUUUCCUUGGCUCUCAGUCGUCAAGCUCUUUUGUUCAGUCCAAUCAAAAUUUCAAUGUAACUUAUGGGUCUGGAGCCGUUGCUGGUGUUCUUUGCCAAGACAACGUCAACAUGGGGGGUUUACAGCUCAACAACCAUACCUUCGGCGUAGCGAAUGAGGAGACUGUGCAGUUCUCUGCCAGCACGGUAGCCUUUGAUGGACUGAUGGGUCUUGCCCAAUCAACGCUUUCCAAUGAAAAGGUCCCGACUCCUGUCGAAUCUUUGGCAUCCCAGGGUCUCAUUCCUUCGGCUAUAUCGUCUUUCAAGAUCUCACGUCUCGCUGAUCAACUUAACGAUGGCCAAGUUACAUUCGGUGGACUGGACUCCACUAAAUUUGUCGCCAGCACCCUUGUUACUAUCCCCAAUGUCAGCAAGAUAGGGUUCUGGGAGGGCGCUAUGGACGCAGUCACGGUCAAUGGACAAAACUCAAGCCUGAGCGGACGCACUGCCAUUCUUGACACUGGCACCACCCUCAUCAUUGCCCCUCCGGCAGACACCCUGGCCAUCAUGACCAUGCUUGGUGGUAAAUGUGAUACCCAGCAGUGUACGAUUCCAUGCACAUCGAAUGCAAGCGUCGCACUUUCCUUUGGAAAUGCGUCGUUUGCUAUCGAUCCCAGGGACAUGGCGCUGCUGCCUGUCAACGUCAAUGAUCCGACUGGUGACUGCACAGCUGGGAUUCAAGCUGGCACCAUCGGGACGAACACGGAGUGGCUUGUCGGAGAUGUGUUUUUGAAGAAUGCUUAUUUUUCUGUGGACACGCAGAAGAACCAAAUUUCUUUGGCCAAACUUUCCUAGUUUCGACCAGGUGGCAGGAUGUAGUGUAAUUGUUUUCUAGCAGCGGAAUCGCGGGACCGGUUUUUGCUUAGAUUCGCAUCGAAUUAUCUUCAAGCUGUAUCAUAGUCAUUGUUCAUUGCUAUCAUUGACGCAAGAUAUCAAU